CUCGGACUCAGGGCGUCUAUAACUACUUGGAAUGCUGUGCUUUACUGCGCGCUGUGGUACUGCUGUGGCUCCCCGUCCGGGUGCGGGACCUGUGCCCCGCGCUUCAGCCCUCCCGGCACAGCCUAUUGAUUCCCCUGCCGCCCUCGCUCACCUCCUGCUCGCCAUGGAGUCGCUGGUUUUCGCGCGGCGCUCCGGCCCCACUCCCUCGGCCGCAGAGCUCACCCGGCCGCUGGCGGAAGGGCUGAUCAAGUCGCCCAAGCCCCUGAUGAAGAAGCAGGCGGUGAAGCGGCACCACCACAAGCACAACCUGCGGCACCGCUACGAGUUCCUGGAGACCCUGGGCAAAGGCACCUACGGGAAGGUGAAGAAGGCGCGGGAGAGCUCGGGGCGCCUGGUGGCCAUCAAGUCAAUCCGGAAGGACAAAAUCAAAGAUGAGCAAGAUCUGAUGCACAUACGUAGGGAGAUUGAGAUCAUGUCAUCACUCAACCACCCUCACAUCAUUGCCAUCCAUGAAGUGUUUGAGAACAGCAGCAAGAUCGUGAUCGUCAUGGAGUAUGCCAGCCGGGGCGACCUUUAUGACUACAUCAGCGAGCGGCAGCAGCUCAGUGAGCGCGAGGCUAGGCAUUUCUUCCGGCAGAUCGUCUCUGCCGUGCACUACUGCCAUCAGAAUAGAGUUGUCCACCGAGAUCUCAAGCUGGAGAACAUCCUCUUGGAUGCCAAUGGAAAUAUCAAGAUUGCUGACUUCGGCCUCUCCAACCUCUACCAUCAAGGCAAGUUCCUGCAGACAUUCUGUGGGAGCCCCCUCUAUGCCUCGCCAGAGAUUGUCAAUGGGAAGCCCUACACAGGCCCAGAGGUGGACAGCUGGUCCCUGGGUGUUCUCCUCUACAUCCUGGUGCAUGGCACUAUGCCCUUUGACGGGCAUGACCAUAAGAUGCUGGUGAAACAGAUCAGCAACGGGGCCUACCGGGAGCCACCUAAGCCUUCUGAUGCCUGUGGCCUGAUCCGGUGGCUGUUGAUGGUGAACCCCACCCGCCGGGCCACCCUGGAGGAUGUGGCCAGUCACUGGUGGGUCAACUGGGGCUACGCCUCCCGUGUGGGAGAGCAGGAGGCUCCGCACGAGGGUGGGCACCCUGGCAGUGACUCUGCCCGGGCCUCCAUGGCUGACUGGCUCCGGCGUUCCUCCCGCCCCCUCCUGGAGAAUGGGGCCAAGGUGUGCAGCUUCUUCAAGCAGCAUGCGCCUGGUGGGGGAAGCACCACCCCUGGUCUGGAGCGCCAGCAUUCACUCAAGAAGUCCCGCAAGGAGAAUGACAUGGCCCAGUCUCUCCACGGUGACCCGGCUGAUGACACUGCCCCUCGCCCUGGCAAGAGCAACCUCAAGCUGCCGAAGGGCAUUCUCAAGAAGAAGGUGUCAGCCUCUGCAGAGGAGGCACAGGGGGACCUUCAGGAGCUCAGCCCGAUCCCUGCGAGCCCAGGGCAGGCUCCCCCACUGCUCCCCAAGAAGGGCAUCCUCAAGAAACCCCGACAGCGCGAGUCUGGCUACUACUCCUCUCCCGAGCCCAGUGAAUCUGGGGAGCUCUUGGAUGCAGGCGACGUGUUUGUGAGCGGGGAUCCCAAGGAGCAGAAGCCCCCGCAAGCCUCAGGGCUGCUCCUCCAUCGCAAAGGUAUCCUCAAACUCAACGGCAAGUUCUCCCGGGCAACCUUGGAGCUCGCGGCCCCCACCACCUUCGGUUCCUUGGAUGAACUCGCCCCACCUCGCCCCCUGGCCCGGGCCAGCCGACCCUCAGGGGCUGUGAGCGAGGACAGCAUCCUGUCCUCUGAGUCCUUUGAACAGCUGGACUUGCCUGAACGGCUCCCAGAGCCCCCGCUGCGGGGCUGUGUGUCUGUGGACAACCUCAUGGGGCUUGAGGAGCCCCACUCUGAGGGCCCUGGAAGCUGCCUGAGGCGCUGGCGGCAGGAUCCUUUGGGGGACAGCUGCUUUUCCCUGACGGACUGCCAGGAGGUGACGGCGACCUACCGACAGGCACUGAGGGUCUGCUCAAAGCUCACCUGAGUGGGGUAGGCAUUGCCCCAGCCUGGGCAGGCUCUCAGAUGCAGCUGGCUGUACCCCAAGGGGAGAUGCCUUCUCCCCCACCUCCCAGGACCUGCAUCCCCACUCAGAAGGCUGAGACAGUUUGCAGUGGAGCCCUGGACAGGGCUGGAUGUGGGAAGUAGGCAAAUGAAGUGCGUCAAGGGUUCGGUGUCUGUCUUCAGCCCUGCUGAACCAAGAGGAUAAUAGAGAAAGAGAGGGGAACGGGAAGGCCCGAGACAGAGUCCACGUUGCCCAUUUCUUGUGCAUAACAGAGUCCAGGUUGCCUGUUUCUUGUGCACGUAGUGGGGCCACAGAGACCUGGAAAGUGAACUCUCCCAGGGCCCAUCUCCUGCAUCCCAUGAAUACUCUGUACACAUGGUGCCUUCUAAGGACAGCUCCUUCCGUACUCAUUCCCUGCCAAGUGGGGUCAGACCUCUUUACACACACAUUCCCGUUCCUACCAACCACCAGAACUGGAUGGUGGCAUCCCUAAUGUGCCUGAGGCAUCCUGGGAAUGGUCUGGAGUAACCCUUCCUUAUUUUUAUUUUUAUUUAUUUAUUUAUUUUUUUGAGACGGAGUUUCGCUCUCGUUGCCCAGGCUGGAGUGCA
Molecule: messenger RNA, 2676 nt
Organism: Cercocebus atys (sooty mangabey)
Lineage: Eukaryota; Metazoa; Chordata; Mammalia; Primates; Cercopithecidae
Gene: NUAK2
Product: NUAK family, SNF1-like kinase, 2
Exons: 7
Coding region: 32-2050 (672 amino acids)
Biological process (GO): protein phosphorylation; intracellular signal transduction; microtubule cytoskeleton organization
Cellular component (GO): cytoplasm
Molecular function (GO): tau-protein kinase activity; ATP binding; protein serine/threonine kinase activity
Source: RefSeq, a predicted model, not a curated record